Messenger RNA from Nelumbo nucifera (sacred lotus), 1228 nucleotides. RefSeq names its product ubiquinol oxidase 2, mitochondrial-like. Gene Ontology annotation, molecular function: alternative oxidase activity. Gene Ontology annotation, cellular component: mitochondrion. Lineage: Eukaryota; Viridiplantae; Streptophyta; Magnoliopsida; Proteales; Nelumbonaceae. Gene Ontology annotation, biological process: alternative respiration. The record is from RefSeq and is marked provisional.
CGAUCAACCAACCUUCUUUUCUCCUUCCUACGCUUCGAUUCUUCGACUUUGGUUUUGAUUUCUCCAAGUGUCUUCUCAAUGAUGAAGGGUUCGAAGAUGGUCGGACCGCUGCUGAUGCAGCUGGCUCCACGCCUCUUCUCCACGGCGACCACCUCCCGUCUGGUCACCAGCGAGCCGCUCCUCACCGGGACUACCAGUUUCCUCUACGCUGCACCGGCAAGGACGAGCGUGGCGUCGAUCAGGCUUCCGGUGUUGGGGGUACGGAAUGGGAGCACCGGAGCUUUGGGUGGAGAUGAACAAACGCGGAACGGGCUACAGACCGAUUCAACCGGUGGCACUUCCGGUAGCCCCAGUGACAAGCCGAAGCCAAUCGUAAGUUACUGGGGGCUAGUUCCCUCCAAGGUCACCAAGGAGGACGGCACGGUUUGGAGGUGGAACUCCUUUCGGCCAUGGGAGACCUACCAAGCGGACCUGUCAAUCGAUCUGAAGAAGCAUCACGAACCGAACAAGUUCCUAGACAAAAUGGCUUACUGGACUGUCAAAACUCUCCGAUACCCAACCGACCUUUUCUUUCAGAGGCGAUACGGGUGUCGGGCAAUGAUGCUAGAGACCGUGGCAGCAGUACCGGGCAUGGUGGCAGGGAUGCUGUUGCACUGCAAAUCACUAAGGCGAUUCGAGCAUAGUGGGGGUUGGAUUAAGGCUCUGUUGGAAGAAGCAGAGAACGAGCGAAUGCACCUGAUGACAUUCAUGGAAGUGUCUCAACCGAAGUGGUACGAGCGAGCUCUGGUCUUCACAGUUCAAGGCAUCUUCUUCAACGCCUACUUCCUUGCUUACUUGAUCUCGCCGAAACUCGCACACCGUGCUGUCGGCUACCUGGAGGAGGAGGCCAUUCACUCGUACACCGAGUUUCUCAAGGAAUUGGACAAAGGCAACAUCGAGAACGUCCCUGCCCCAGCGAUCGCCAUCGACUACUGGCAUCUGCCACCGGACUCUACUCUCCGGGAUGUCGUGCUGGCCGUAAGAGCCGACGAGGCGCAUCACCGUGACGUCAACCACUUUGCAUCGGACAUACACUUCCAAGGACAGGAGCUGAGGGAAAUUCCUGCUCCACUAGGGUUUCACUGAAAUCACUGAAUGGAUGGAGGGACGAGGGUAUCUAUAGUUCAGUAGAAGCUGAAGGAUAGUAUCUUCUGUCUCUUUUAAUAAAGUAGCUCUUUAAUGAGUUUUU